Schistosoma haematobium is the source of this 4017-nucleotide messenger RNA. It is a transcript of the gene AKAP14, whose product is annotated as A kinase (PRKA) anchor protein 14. The record is from RefSeq and is a predicted model, not a curated record. The coding region runs from base 1253 to 1789 and encodes 178 amino acids. NCBI's taxonomy places the organism in Eukaryota, Metazoa, Platyhelminthes, Trematoda, Strigeidida, Schistosomatidae. The transcript is spliced from 10 exons.
AAAUAGUGUGGACAUUCAAAAGGUGAAUCGUUUUUACGUAGUUUACUGAUUGCUGUUGGUUAUGUGUACAGUGUGCUGACUGUAUGAAAACAUUGUAAAUGAUGCAGUUUCACAGACAGGCUCUUUUUUGUGGUAUACAAUCACCAGCGUCUAUUUACAAUAAACGUUCUUAUGUUAAGUGUUCAUAUUGAAAAAUCUGAACGAAGCCUACUUAUAAAAUAUUAUCACAUCAGUUAGCUCCACUCAAAAAUCUAAUAGUAACAUUCGUCUCUCUUAUUUCAUCAAAAAACGUUAGUUUUAAACCCACAGAAAAUAUUCACAAUCUCCCUAAUUUGGUGAAAUUUUGGAAAGAUCACCGAAGUUCAAAGACUUUCCACAGUUUUCGAGAAAUAUUAGGGAAAUACUCAAAUUCAAAUGACCUUUCUCAAACUUUGGAUAAAUUUUUGGAGUAGAACCCUAAACUCGGUGUGACGCAUUUUUCCAGACAAACAUUUCAUCACCCGUCUAUUUUUAAUCCAUUGAAGACGAAAUUUCAGCUAAUUAAUAUUAUUUUUAAAAAUAUCAUGAUCUUUUUUCACGAAUACUAUACCAAUGUUCUUUUUGAAGAAAUAACAAAACCAGUAUUUUCCGAAUGUCUUAGUUCGGUUACUGGAUUUUUAUUAUGUGUUUCAAAUGUCCAGGUUUUUUUUGUAGAAAUACAUCUCAAGGUUGGCCCUGGUGUCAUUAAGCUUUAUUGAAUUUUUUUCGUGAUUUUAAUUUCAUAGAACUUUCAUCAGUACGGUGAGACUAUAAUUUAUGAACGACCUUCGACAGACGCAAAGGUGACCUAGGGAAUGUCCAUCUACUAACUAGGGUUAUAAAGCAGUGUGAGGAAAUAGAAUAUAGAUUUAUAGUUGAUGGUUAGAGUUAGGAACUAGACAUAAGGUUUUCACAACGAACUGACAUCAGCGAAAAAACUGAAAAGCUAUUUAGCUAGAUGAAUGGAUGAAUUUUGAGCCAAAACCGAAAACCUGUUAUCUUAUAUCUGAUUGGUUCGUCCACAAAUCAUGGUCUCACCCAAGUAGUAACUCUUUUUCAUGGUGAAAAAAAUUUAUGGUAUAAGUAGGUCGUUUUGGUGGAAAUUUGUCCUUUGAUUUUUUAGGUUUAAACUUGAAACUUUCAUUAUCCCUACUGAUAAAAUCAUCAAAAAAUUCAAAUAGAAGUCUUCUACUCAUUGUAGUCUGUUUCCUUCACUGCUGCUGAACAUACUACUAUGUAUAACCUACAUUAUUCGGUGAAGCCUUGUCAAAAUAAACCCCUUCAAUAUAAAUUUGACAAAAGAUACCAGGAUGUCCAUUUAAAGGCGUUAGCUAAAAUGAAAUCGACAGUGGAUACAACUGCACCAAAAACAUUUCAGAUUAUUCAUUUAAAUUCUAAAAAAGACAGAAUUGAAAAAGAAAAUUUCAAAAGAAUAACAGAAGAAAAUAACCGUCUUUUGAAGAGGAUGCAUGAAAUUCAGAAACAUGGUAUUAUGGGCAAUGAAAAUGAUCAGUAUAUAGAAAAAAGCUUAAAUGAAGAACAAAGACUGAAAGAAGUCAAGCGAGUAACUCAAGAAAAUAAAGAAAUUCUUAAAAGGCUGAAGAAUUCAAAAAACUUAUAUAAUCGAGAGAAUUGGGAACAUGAUUGGGCGAAUACUCUUAAAUACAUGACUAACAUAUCAAAAUUUACUAUGUAUCAUCAAAAAUCAGUUUCAAAAAAGAAGGGUCAACUAAGUGAAGAUGGAAAAUUGCGGGAAAAAAAUAAUGAAUAAUCAGUCAAUUAACAGUUGGUUGUAUUGCCUUAUUUUAACUGUUAAAAUUACAUGAAAAUUUAUUAGAAAACCUCACUUAUUAUAAGAGUAUUAUCAAUCCUGUUUCGCAAUGACCUUUAACUAGAUAGCAACACAAAUGAAUUGUAAUAUUAUAUUGAAAAAUAAAUUAAUCAAAUAAGAGAUGGUUUAUUUUUACUCUUGUUAAUCUUUUCGUAGGUAAAAAGUUGAAUGUUUGUUGACUGACAAGUGAUGACACAUGAUUGAGUUUACAGUAUACUGUUAUAUACUUUGUAUAUUAUCCACUGGUUGAAUAAAAUUAAACCCCUUUUUUCCAAACGAAUGACAAUGUGUUUAUGAUUCUAUGAAGACUACAGUCUUGUAGAGAAUAAUUUUUUUAUAAUUAAGGAUACACAUAUAAAACCAAUAGUGAAGAAUACCAAUGAAAAUUCAAGUGAAUACAUGGAAACGAUAAUAUCAGUAGUGGAUUCAGUUAUUCAGAGAUCUAUCGACUAUGUACAAAACUUAAACAGUGAUUCAUCGAAAGUUGACAUAAAUCAUGGAAAUUCUGAAAAUACUCAACAGCAUGGUGCAACAAUAGGUCAAGGGAAAUCAGAUGAAUCUCCAGAAAUGAUACGUAAUCUAAUAACAUCAAUAAUACAGUCAUCAUUAUAUCGUGUCUAUGAAAAAGAUCUACUUAAUAAACUAAGUAUGAAACCUGAGAAUUCUGAAAGUCUAUAUGAAAUCAACCCAACGGAUUAUAAUUACUAUGAUUUGGAAAAAUUAUAUCCCAAUGAAAGUUCAUAUGAAAUCAAUGAUGAAAUUAUCUUAUCAGAUAAACCUUUACCGAUUCCUAAUAUACAAUGGCCUACUAUUGAAGAAUUUACACCAAAAUUAGGACUGGAAAAAAUUGAGAAAUAUGUAAAGGUAAUGAUUGAGUAAUAUAUUUGUUAGAAAUCAAAGAUAAGGUGAUAAUUUUAAAUCUAAAUCGCCACGGUUAUAUCUGUGGGAGGUUUUGUGUUUAUAUACAAUAUUUAGACGUACUGAAUGCUUCGAACAUGAGGAAUAUCAUUCAGAUUGCAAUGGCUUCUAUAGUAUUUUUGUUAAUUUACAAGAUGGAGAUAACGAGUCUAAAUUGACUAUAUAUUAUUUAUUCAUUGAAACAUUUUGAAACAAAGGAUGUGCAUAUGAUUUCACUAUCUGCAAAAUCAUAUAUGCAAUCAAGAGUGUUAUUAUGUUAGUUAAUGAGGACCAAUUAUUAGAACUAUUGCAAUGAUGUAUCUUAUAUUCAUGUUUCUUUUUCGAAUCCAACCUUGAUAAAGGGUAAGUUAAAAAGUCUUAGAUUGUCAUAUACAUUUGCGUUUGGAAUAAAGUACUCCAAUAAUGACUGGACACUACAUUAUUUAAUGAAGGGGAUAUAUCGUGACUAAAGCUGAAUUUCUAUUACAAUUGCCUGGUUCCAUUUUACAAAGUGCGAAGUACAAUGAUAGUUAUAAGCUGAUGGUUUCAGUUAUGAAACAAACUAGGCUUGAGAAACACCGCUUAUAAGAUUGCACUCUUAAAUGGUCAAAAUGUCUCUAGAACACCUGUCUAUUUUGUUAUAAAAAUUGCAGCUUUCUAAACAAUUGUUCGCAUUUGUACUUUCAGUGUUGGGAAAUAAGUGAUAAGUGGCUUUACUGCGUUGAUAUUUUGCCAAUCGUGGAACUAAAGAAUGAAACGCUUUAUAAAUAUCGAGUGAAAUUUAGUCUACCAUCUAGGCGUUCACCCAUACCAAAAUCUACGGUAUCGGUUUACUUCACGCUACGAAUAUCUCCGAUAAAGCCAAAGAAUUCAGCUAUACUUGUCUAUUAUCAAGUCGAAACAUUCCGCUCAAUACAAAUUCCAGGAAAGAGAAGAUUUUCCGAGAGAUGGUUAACGGAUGUUGUCAAUAGCAAGAUACGAUUAAUGUCCUAUGUCACUUUCUAAAUACUUAUUUCGGCAUGAAACAAAAAAGUACUUGAGUUCAACUACGAUAACAUGUAUGAACAUUGCUUUCAUUCCAGAUAAAUACUUGGAGCAGCAUUGUUAGUAUUUUAGUGUAUUGUCAGCUGACAUGGUUUGCAAUGUAUCUAAGUUAUGUAAGUUUCUGAACAAAAAAAAACAACAGUGUACAAAGCCAUUACUGAACAGUAAUAUUUAAAUCUUAUGUUAUAGAUAAUGAAAAUAACACAGAAAGCGGAUAUGUGGUAAUG